Molecule: messenger RNA, 913 nt
Organism: Effrenium voratum
Lineage: Eukaryota; Dinophyceae; Suessiales; Symbiodiniaceae
Source: the annotation of a GenBank genome assembly
UCCGAGUUUUGUUCUGGCACGUGCCAAUGCGGAAGAAUGUGAGCCACAUACGUGGACGGGAUGGAGGGCAAAGUUCAGCCACCCAUUGACUUGGUCCCGCUUUCAGGAUUGGGGCUUGGCCAGGAGGCAAUGGUUCUUCUCUUACCCGCAGGUCCUCAUUACUCAACAUGGAGGCUUCCGGGUAUCCUCAUGGAGCCAGUCCCUGACAAGACUGUCAGCCAACUGCCUCAGGACUGGCCAUCAAGCCUUGGGGAGGCACGCGCCAUCCAAAUCACAGUGCAAGGCAAGCCAAGCGACAUUCAGAAUGCCUUGCACAUUGUCUUGAGGAUGAUGGAGGAUGCAAGUGCCUUGCGGGAUGCUGCUGGCAUGCGGAGGAGUCUCGGAUUGGCGGUGCAGCUCACGCCCACGGCUCUCGCCGAGCUGCACAAACACCGUGGACAGCGUCUCAAGGCCUUGUGCCGAAACUGUCCAAGUCGCUUGAGGGCAUCCUUGGCUUUCCAGAGGCUCACUGGCACGACUGACGUGGCCAUGUCCAACUGCAUCCUGUGCCAAUCUGUUGGACUUCCAGAGGCGUUGCAUGCGGCUCUUCCGCAGGUGGGAGAUCUAUUGCGUGCUGUUGUGGCCGGCCCCGUCACUCAGCCAGAUGUGAUGCCGGCCGUGGUGGGCGACUACAGCCUGUGGGUGUGGCUUAAGAGUCUGGAUGGAGGAGCUGGCCAGCUUCUUGUCUAUUGCUCUCGUUUGAACGAGCUCUUCCAGGACAUCAGCCAGCUUCAGACCGUGCAGCGCGGGCCGAACGGAGAAAUGCCUCAUCCAGGCUUCUUCGAGGCGCUUGGCGUUCAACGUGAUGAUCAUCGCGACAUGUUUAGGCGUUGGUUCAGAGAGCGAUUCUGAAGUCUUUGAUCAAUGCGUGGCA